Lymnaea stagnalis (great pond snail) is the source of this 33937-nucleotide messenger RNA. The record is from the annotation of a GenBank genome assembly. NCBI's taxonomy places the organism in Eukaryota, Metazoa, Mollusca, Gastropoda, Lymnaeidae.
UUUAUAGUUCAAAAUGGCUGCCAUUGUUGGAAAAAUGAGAAUUAUUGAUAACUUUGUAUGUGGUUAGGAUUAAGAGGUAAAAAUACUGAAUUACAGUGCACUCUAAAUAAAUUUUAAAUAUAAUAAUAGUAAUAGAAGCAAGCCCAUAGACUAUCCUUUAAAAAAAGUAAUAUAGUUAUUGCGACUGACUCAUGAGACUGAGACCACUAAACUGUCUAAACUAAACUAAACUAAACCACUUCACUAAAAUUUCAGUUGGCAAAUUUAAAUUAUUAAUUAUAAAAUUAAUAAUAAUAAUAAUUAAUGAAUAUUAUCAUUAUAAAAGUUUUAAAACUUUCUCUACACUCAACUCUACUAAUACUAAUAUACCCAUACUUUAUAAGACUGAAAAAGAGUAAAACCUAUAUAACUUUUUCUUUUUUGGGGCAUACUUUCUUACUUAGUUUCAGCCUAGUUUUUUGCUCAAUAUUGAAAAUAUUCAUCUGAGUCUCAUUUUAAAAAAAAAUAAUGUUAAAAUUUGAAUACUUUUAACAGUUGAAUUGAAUAAGCAUAUGAAUUGAUUGAAUCAUUCCCUACGCUUACAUACUAACUAAGUCUACUACUACAUCAUUUAUUAGUAUUUAUUACAAAUUUCAAAUAGUACACCAUAUUCACUUCAACUUCAUCAGGUCAGUUACAGUCAGUAAUAUUUAUGUCAAUUGUCAAUACUCAAUUAAAAGUGUCAAUGAUAAUAUCAAACAAUUUAACUUUUAGUUUUACUACUCACGUGACAAGUCUGAGUUCAUCACACUGAAACUUUACUAAGCAGUAGGCCUUCAUACUAAAGACAUUCACUGGCAACUCUGCACACUAGUCUAACAAAUCUCAACUUCAACCAUUUCAACAUAAACUCAGUGUAUAAGUUUAGGGGACAAGCUAGUCAUUCCUGCAAUCAUCACUGCAGCAUGUGGCAGUCUAUUGACUGUUGCAUUCGAGCUGUUGCAGUAGGUUAAAACACAAAGCAGAUUUUGCAUGUUAAUGUAUCUACAAGUCAAGCAUUGCUCAGUCAUCAUCUAUGUCACCAAACUCUGCUGUUAGUAACAAAGUUUCCAUUUGGGGUCACUUUUACUUAUUUGUAAAAUUCUACUGAAAAAAUUUCUUUCAGUCAUUUGUUCACCUACUAGCUGAACUUCACUUUCUGAAACAGGGCUUUUAUCCAUGCCUUGACCCCCAAGAAUGUCAUUGGCAUGUUUGGCUCCAAUCUGCUUGUUAGUUUAUAGCCAUACCAGCAUGAUCUGGUAUCCACUGAAAGACCACGCUUCCUGCUCCCACCUGGAUGGUGUAUAUUAUUUUCAAGGUGGCAUUAACUACUUUCAAGCCCAACAAACUAUUUCUCACACUUUUUAGAGAAGAUAGUGAGUCAGUAAAGGCCGUAAUGGUUGGGAAUCUGUACAAACUACAGUGUAUCUAUUUUAGGACCCUAAGCAUUGCUUCAAGCAAAUAUCAACCACUAAAUUAUCCUACAGUUAACAAUAAAUUUGGUAUCAAUGAGCUUUUUACCAGCCAAUGUUAUUAUGAGCCAAUUUAAAACUGUCUUAAAUUUUUAAUGUCUUAAACAACUUGCUAACCUUACCAUCAAAAUUUCAGUUCAAAAAUAGUUCAAACAAAAAUGUAUUGGGAUUGGGCCUCACUGCAAGAGGAGAUUCAGUGUGACAGAGGCAACCAAUCGGUUUUACACAAAUUUCCUGCUAGUGUUGGACGAGAAGUAGCUUGUCAUGUUGUGAAGCACAUUGCUCAAAGCUUAAGUAUUGCAUCUGGCACAGAUGACCCUAGCACUCUGCAAGAUGAAAAAGAUGUUAAUUGGACAAUGGAGGUAAAAACACUUUACUAGUUAAGUUAUCAUUAAAAAAUGAGAACUUUCUUUUUAUUAUUUACCCAGAGCUCAUGUUUGAAUUCCUUAAAUUUUUAUUGUCAUUUUAAUCAGUUCCUUUAACUUUCUUUGUUUUUAAGAAGCUAUUAAUUCAUUCUUUAACUUUUCACUUUUAAAAGGUCUUGUGUUUUGGGCUUGGUCUACCUCUUACUGAACAUGAAACAAUCAACAAUUGUGUCAAGGUUUACGUUGAAUGGCUCACUGCUCUGUAUAACCCUAAACCCUGUGUGCCACGUCCCAUCAUUGAAGAUCCAAACCCUUUUGCUCAAGUUAUGUUGCAUCAUCUUCUUAACCUCUUCACACCUCGUCCAGAUUCUAGUAAGUUUUCAAAAUAUUAAAAAAUUAAUUAAAUUAUUAAAUUUGCUUAAUAUGGUUACUCUUAUACAUUUGCUGCUUAACAUUUUUUGCACUAAAAUAAUUUUAUUAAAAAUGUUAAAGUUUCAAAUGAUAUAAAAAUUCAACACACAAAUAGCUCACCAGCUUUCACUUUGCCCUGUGUUAAUUUCAAAAUUCCUAUUAAUCCUGCAUUAUGAUAGAAAUGGCUGACUAUGUAAAUUACUAUUGUAUUUUUUUUUUUAAAAAUGAUGUUCCUAUGCAAAAGGGGUUCUUUUCCAGGGGUGCGUAAAGACUCAGAAAAUUUUUAUUUGCUACCAUUGCUAGUUGUUGAUGACUUGUGUUUGUUUAGAAAUCAGGUUUAUUUCAAUUUUUAUUAGCAGCAGCAGAUGUUUUCGGGGUGAAUUUUGUUUUUCGCAUUAUUUGUACUAGUGCAUUUUUAAUUUGUUUAUAGAAUUAAUUAAAGAAGUAAAGCUACCGUAACUGAAUUAUUUUCAUAUUUAUUUAUUUAUUACAAUAAUUUUAUUCUGAACAAAAACUAUAUCAUUGCCAGCUCCGGAUUUGGUUAAUAAGCAGGCAGUAUUGUGUCAUCGUGUGUUGCGGGCUAUUGAGACUAUGGCUAAAGAAUCUGCAAUGUUGACAAGAGAAACUUGGGAGGUCCUUUUAAAAUUUCUGUUGGCUGCUAAUGACAGUCUUUUGAGUCCUCCAACAGAAAAAGGUAUUGGUAUUCAUUAAUAAGUUUUUAACAAAAAGAAUUUUAAUACAUAAAUGUUAUCUUGAUUGUUUCAGACCUAAUUAAUCUAAUCUUCCUUGACAUAAACACAAUUCGCCCUGAAUAAAUAUUAAAAGACUUACACAAUCAAAAUCAUGGAGACUUUGUGACGCAUGUCAUGCAUAAAUAUAUAUAAUUAUUUACAUAUCAACCAAUUUUCUUCAAAAUUGUAUUGUUAAUUUGUAAAGUAAUGAAUUAAUCAAACCAUUAUUAUUUGUACAGUUACUGAAGCUACUAAAAUGUGUAUUGGCUUAUUACAUCAUUGAAAUUUAUGAAAUUAUCACUGUUUCUUAAUAUUUAUUCCUAGAAGUCAUAUGAAAAGUUCUCAUUGUGUAAGCAAUAAUUAAAAAAUGAAAAAAUGUGAUCAAACAUCUGAAUAAUCUGGUGGUUUGUUUUCUAGUAAAGGCAAAACUUGAAAUUUAGCUGUAAAAUUCAAAAGUAAAAUGUUAUUUAGCUGUCAGGCAAAGUGCAUGUAAGCUCAAACUAAUAGAAUUCUACCACCCUAAACUUUUGAUAAAAGACAUUUUGAAAUGCUUAUCUUAAUUGCAUUUUUGAUACUGAUGCAUGAUAUUUCUUUAACUCCCACUUGGCAUCGGACAGAUAUAAUUGGAUUGAGUAAUGGUAAGAUCUUUUUGACUGGCAGAGGUGUGUGGUAGUGAACUCAAUAAAUUGUAUCUUUUUUAAAAAUAUAUUCCAAUGCUACUCAGAAAAUAACAUGUCUCUAUGUUUAUUAAUAAAUGUUAUUUUCUCAUGAGUAAUGAAAACUCAGCACUCUGGCUUCCAAAGAUUUUAGCUUUAAUUUAUGAAUACAUUUUAUGUUCUCUUGGUAACCAAAGAUUUCUUUUAUUUCAUUUUUGACACACAAAAGAAUAUAAAAUUUAAUUACUCCUGAGUUACAAAAAUUUUUCAAGUGAAUAGAAAGGUAUAUUUUUAUUCUUUAUAGACGAAAUAACUUUGCAUCCAGAGUGUUACUUUUAAGGCUAAUGAAUAUUUGGGGUUUUAGAAACAAUAAGCAGUGAUGUUUUUAAAAAUUCAAUAAUAAAUUUUUGAACAAAUAGAUCUUAUGAUCUUGAUCCCAAACAUUGACAUGGUCAGAGUUCAGUUGUUGAAAAGAUCCAGUUCUUUUUGGUUAAAAUAUUGGACCAACUAUUCAUGUACGCUUUCUGUUAAAAGCAUUCAUUUGGUAUUUGAAGAUCUAUGAAAACACUGUUGACAUCAAAAUUACUGGCAUGUUUCAAGAAAAUAGUUGUAGAAUUUAUUGAGGUACAUAUUCCUCCCCAUAUCACAGAAUAAAAUAAAUAUAUUUGUAUUAUUUUAUAAAUUAAAGAGAUUUCCUGACCUAGCUUUUUUGUGUGUGUAAAACACAUGAAAUACCAACUGUCAUUUCAUGGCUGCAUAGUAAUAAAAGUCAAUCAUCAAGAUCUUUUGAAUUUUUUUGUAUGUCAUAGCUCACUGAAUUAUUUUUCUGUAGUGCUACUGUCACUUUUUGUUAUGGAAUUUCUAAAAGUCAGGCAUUGUAUUUGAAUGUUCUCUGAAAUAAUUUAGUUCAAAGAGCAUACUUUAUUUUUUUACAUAAAAUAGUAAAGUAUAUGAUUAUUGCAAAAAAAAAUUUAAAAAACAAUCUCAUCUUGCCUCAUUGAUUUCAACUUUUGUUAUUAUAAAGACUUCCGUCUCUAUUUUGGAAAAUGUAUAUAAAAAAAAAAAAAUCUAAGUCUGUAUAAUGAAAUGACCAAAUGUUUGUGUCCUGGCCACCUAAAGAUAUGAAUAAAGGAUAAUAUACGAGGGACUGGGUUCAAGCCAUACGAAGGAAAUAAAUACUUGACCAAGAAAUGUUUAGGCUUGAAAAUAACAUGUCAGUUAAUUAAUAAAGAUCUGAAACUAGUUCUAAGCCUUUCCAUCUAGUGGGAAAUUGAGUAAUGUGACAUUUAAAUUUACAUUAGACUUUUUUCCAUUGUUAACUAAUUACCUGCCAGCUCUGUAGAGAGUUCAUUAUCAUUAACACUUGUUCAGCAAAAAGGUGUUAAUAGUUUGUUGUGCAUGCUAGGUUAUCAAAACGCUGGUCAAGCUUUAAGUUAAAGGUAUUCCUCAUAAUUGUUCAAGUUCUACUGAGAAUCCAAAUGUAUGUGUGUGCAUGUGGUGUUCCUGUGAUGUUUUCAGUGUUAAAUGCUGGUAACUCUGUCAGCAAUCAUUGGUGUUCUUUACCGUUAAUAUUUUUACAUACACAAGAAAAACAAAUGGUUUCAUGUUGUAAUGACACAUGUCCACAAUAUUUUUUUUUUCAUUUAUGACCAGCAAAGCUAAUAACCAAAAUUAAAAUUAUGCUAUCAGUAUAACACUGAGCUUUAAUCAGAAUUAUUUAUUUAGUUGAUAUUUUGUAUAAUUGUUGAACAUUUAUAACCAUUAUAUCAUUUUUAAUUGAGCUUCAAUUAUUUGUUUAGAAAACAUUUAAAUUUGCCUUUAUUAAUCAUCUGUCAAAGGCUAAACAAGCAACAUAAAAUAUUAAUCAAGUAUCAAAUACUAUUAUUCCAGUUGUUCACUUACACCAUUUUUGUACAUACUUACUUCACUGUUUGCUUUUUUUUUUUUAAAUAUUAGCACUGUAAGCUGCGUUCAUACCUCAUAUAUUUAAAACUUAAAUUCUGAUAACACUGCUGACUAAUUUGCUCCUAACAUUUAUUACAUUUCUGUUGUUUAGUGGUUUGAUCUUGGCUGAUUUGAACUGCAGCGUCUUCUGAACUUUUAUUUUUUUUUCAUAUAAAGAGAUACAGUAUUCAAAGUAUGUGUUUAUAGUAUUGGCAUGUUUGUUGUUAAAAGUUUGAUACUGGGCUAUAUCUUGCUGCGAGCUAUAUUUUAGAAUUAUAUUUGCCACUAGAAGACAAGUGACAGAUUAAUGAAAACAACAUGAAUUUUGAUCGCUUUCAUCUUCACUUACACCAAACGUUAUAAGCUAGGCGCUUAGAAAUUAUUAACUAAGCAAUGUCACAAUGUGCUUAAUAUAUAAUUUUUCUGUAACAUAUAUUCACAUAUAUCUGUUGCUUAGCCACUUAUAUUAGCUAUUUAAAAGAUAUUUCUGUCUGCCUUUUUUUUUUGCUAUUUUCUUUGUUAAUGCUAAUUUUCAUGAUUAUGAAAUUUUUAAAGCAUCAUAUACUUUAGUGGUGGUAACUAUAACAUUGAAACAUUUUAAUGAUAAGACUAUAUCUUCAACUUAGGUUCCCUUAAAAUAUGAAGCUAAAUGGAUUGAAAUUAAAACUUUUAUGAUUUUAGGAGACAAACAAAAACAAACAAAAAAUUUUAUCAGUAAAUUAUAAAUUUAUUUUAGAAAUGUAAAUGGCUGCAGAGUUGUUCAUUUUUUUCCAGUUUCAAACCUCAUAAAUAUGAGAGGUUUCAAACUCUGUUAGCUGCUAUUUAAAAAAUAAUUUAAAAAAAAAACGGCUAGUAUUUAUAAUAAUAUUUGUAUUACUAAGUGAACUACUGAUUUUUCUAUCAACUAAGGGAAAUAACUCUGGAGUUAGAAGUGUUUUCUCUUAGCAUGUAUUAACAUUUAACAUUGUGUUAAUUAUCAAUGCACUUUAGUGUGUAGAAAGGCUUAAGUCAGGGAAUUUAUGUAAACAAUUAAGUGUGUAUGAGCUCAUCACAGAGAAGGUUCUGUGGACUUUAUCCUGUCGGGUGUAUUUUAUUCUUCAAAGUUAUUAAAUAAAACAUAUUGCGUGGUCAAUAUGAUGCAAUACAUAGAAUUACUGUCUCAUGAUGGGUAAUUUCUAGAAUCUAAUAUUUGUAAAAAGUGUGUGCCACAUAAUGCGUCCAUGUUCUCAGCUGAUGUCAUUUAAGUAAGACAACCUUUAAACAUGGCUAUUCUAAAUUCAGCAGUGUUUCUAUGUUAAUCAUUUUGUGGGAGGUUUUGUAAACACUCUUCAAUCUCUAUAUUUUACAUCUUCCUUUCUUUCAGAAUUUUAACAUGUGUUUUGAUAAUCCUGCAAACUUUAUGGACUUUUUAUUCAUGAACAGCACAAUACUAUUCUAAACAAUGAUAUCAUCAAAUAAGAAUUUAAUGAAAUGUUAUAAUUUUAUUUUUUUAACGGCUAUAAAAAAAUAAUUUUUUCAAAUAUAUUAUUAUUUUAUUCAGAAUUAGCACCUGUUGAAUAUUUUUCUGCAUAAAAGCCAUUAAGAAUGAUAUGCAUGUGCAAAAUACUGGCCAUGUAUUAUUCAGAUAAAUGGUUUUAGGAAUAUCUGUAAACUAUUUUGCCCAUCUAAAAUUUGUUUCAUAUAUCAACUAGAUGACAUCAGUGACCAUCUAUGUGACCGAGUUCUAAGUGUCUUGUUCAUGGUCUGGGUUAUUGCCUGCCACAAGAGCUUCCCUUCUCCUUCAUUAUGGAAGACCUUCCGCAAUAUGUGUCUAUACUGGCGACACCAUGAGGCGCUUGUGACAAUGUGGCAUCGUGUCAACCAUGCUCUGACUGCUAGUAUGCUAAAGGUCAUGUAUGGACCAGAUUUUCCAGAAAUGGCAAUAAGUAUGAUAUAAAGCUUUUAGCACUUAAAAUUUGAAUAGUUAAUUUCAGGGUGGGGGUUGCUGUUUGUCAUGUGUUACAAUAACUGCAAGAAACCUAAAGAAGACUUAAACUUCACUGGUAUCAAUUUUACUAUCAUAAUUAUUCCUCUUAAUUUAUUAGAAUUGAUAGUUUUAUUUGAAAAUUGUAAAUUUGGAUUCUCAGAUUCCUAUUUACUUAAAAAGUGACAAAUUUUAACAUUAUUUAUUAAAUGGCAAUUCUGUGAAUCAAUUUGCCUUUUUAAAUUAAUCUUUCAACUUGUUUUGUUCCAUUCCUUUUUUUUUAUUUUAAGCUUGUUUCGUGUAAUGUUUUGCUUCUGUUUUAUGAGUUUUUUUACCAUAUUUAGUUUAGAAAUAAAAUACUUUUGAAAGCAAAUGAAUUGAAAGUGCUACAUCUUCUCUCAGGUUGCCUACAAAAUAAUUUGAGAAUUUUAUCUCUCUGCACAUAAGGUGAAGAAGAAUCACAACUACUUCCUGCUGACAUGAGCAAUGAAUCAAUCGCACAGUGUUGGUUUCGGUUCCUCCACAUUCUUCAGAACCCUGUAGACCUGAGUCGACCCAGUGUGGUGAGCAACACUCCCAAGUUCUUGCAAUAUGCCCUGACAAGUGAAGCUGUCAUAGACCCAUCUUAUCAUCCAUGUUUGGCUAGAUUACCUGUUGUCUUCUUGAAGGCUAUGAAAGGAAUAUCAGCCAUGGUAAAUGCCUUCUUAGGUGAGAUUUUUAAAAAUUUACACAUAUAUAGGCCCUGUCAUUAAUUGUAUACCUAUGACAAUUUUAAAUGUAUAUUUGUAUUCUUAAUUAAUUAACUGAUUUUAUCUUCUAAAUAUGAGUAUUCAUUGGGUUGAACAAAAUUUCUGAAGAAUUAUUUUAAGACGAUCUUUAUUAUUUAAAAUUGAUAUUUUUUAAAGAAAUUCAUGUUUACCAAAUUCUAUAACUCCUUAGCUAGCCUGAUAGGGUGUUAGUGUCCUUUAUAUGACAAUAAAAAGGAGAUUACACAUUUUAAAAAUCUAAUCAUUUAUUUUGUCAAUGACCGUUGCUUAAACCUUUUAGCCAGAAAACUUUGGGUAAACAUGAACAGUAAUAAGGGCAGAAAUUUAAAAAUGACUAUUCAUCGAUUCAGUCCCCUGGCAUCUGCUGAUUUGAAAUUAACAAAAUUUUUAAAGAAUGUUUUAAAAAAUCUUAAAUGUUUCCUUUGAUAAUUGUUCCUUCUUUUCCGGAACUUAUUUUUAUCUAAAAUUUGAAAACUUUCAACCCAGGUCUGCCACAAGAGCUGAAAAUGGAAACAUCAGUCAGUGAUAUACAGUCUAGCGUAAUGGGAAAUAAAAUGGUUACCACACCAUCCACCCCUCCAGGACAGAGACGAGCAGCUAAAACUAUAUCUGUUUUAACUGGAAACUUGGCCACAAAAGGUAAGCAAUAGCAGAAAUAAAAAUAAUGAAGCAUGCUAUUUUAAUCAUUUUUAUAAUGUUGAACAUAUAAAAUCUUUAACUUUUACUAUGUUUACUCUAAAAUACAGAUUGCCAGAUCAAAUAAUUCAUUAAUAAAAUGCAUGUUUAAAAAAAUUCAACAAUUUUAUUUUUAUGAAGAACAGUUGAAGUUAUGUUUAAAGACAUUACAUAUAAAAAUUCAAAUUGUGUUUGGUUAGUAUCUUCCAAGGCUCAUGCAGCAAAGAGCAUUGUUGCUCCACCAGUAAACAGUACCAAUGUAGAGAAACUUAUAUUGGAUACAAGAUUACCCUAUGCUCCAAAACGUCCUAAGUGUAACAGCAUACUCCAUCUGUUUGACGCAUGGCUGUUUGAUGCUGCCCUGGCUGGAGUUAAGCUUCACCCAGCUCAUGCUGCGCCUGGUAUUAUUAUUACUUAAUUUUUUAAUUGUACAUUCCAAUAUAAAGAUUUUAUUUUUUUUUUCGUAAAAUAAAUAAAGUUCUUUCAUAUAAUUUAAUUUAUUUUGAUUUUAAAUUAUGAAUAAAAAGUGUUUAGAUUAAAUUAGAAAAAAUGUAUUAUAUUAUUUUGUAUGCAACAUUAUCAUUUAUAAAUGUUUUCCAGGUCAAAUUUUCUUUUUUUCUUUUUUUUUUUUUUUUUCUGCAACAUACACUUGUAUGUCAAAACAAUUUGACAUGUGCAUUAAAAUGAUAAUGUGAUAUAUUUGGCUACUGGGCUCAUAACUAUGAGGCUACUUAGCCAUAUAUUUAUUUCCCUGACAAGCUAUUUCUUCCAGUAAAUUUAGAGGCCUACUAUUUCAUUUUUACAGUAAAGGAGCGCAGGACGAGUUCUUUUAUUGAAUCCAAGCACAGUUCCCUGUCUAUGGAUCUUAACACAGACCCGAGUCAGACAAGGGAUGUAGCCUACCAGGCUGGACGGGCUGAAGCAUGUGGAGCUCUUUGUCGCAUCUUCUGUGCCCACAAGACAGGGGAGGUCAUUCUCCCUGAAUACUACUCCCGUUUUUAUCUAAUCAUGUAUUAUGGUUUACAGACAGAUGAGGUUAGGAAAUCCGCAAUUUAAUAUUUAUUAACAUCAAUGCUGUGUUUCCCCUUUAUUUGUAAAUAAAAUAUCAAAUUCUUAUGAUAUCAUGCAAACUGGAUUAAUUUUUUUGCAAAAUCUAAAAACUGUGUUAUGUGUAAAACCUUUCAUAACUAAUUAAAAUUGUCACUAUAAUAAUAGUAAUCACAGAAAGUUUAAGAAUGAUUCCUCUGCUUAUUUUUUUACUAAACCUGGGGUGAAUUUUCAAAACCCCAUCGUCAAUGGACUUUAUUAUAUUAAAAGUAGGCUCUUUUUUCUGUGAAAUGUUUGCAAUGCAGAACCAGUAAAACCAGUAAUCUCCUUAAGAGUUUGAUUAUAACUGUUAAAAAUGGUAGCACAGUAUUUCCAAACUCAAUUUUACUUGAUUUGCUUUAUAAGAAUAGAUUCUUAUAAAAUUAUCAUGCAUCUUCAAAAAAAAAAUUAAUUUCCAUGCUGCACAAAAAGGUUGCCCACCCAUGCUUUUAGGUAUUAGAUAGACCGAAUCAUUCACUGGAAUGUUAGAGGUCUUUGCAUGGUAUAUGUCAUAUAAUAUGUUUAUUUAAAAUUGGACUGUAAAAGCUCAGUAUUGUAUUUUUUGUCACAGAGUACCAUUAGUGGUGAAGUGCUGUCAAAUAUACUAUUCAACUCCUGUUCAUUGCUACGUGUUGAUCUGGCUGGAGUCCAGCUAUUGCUGCCAUAUAUUUUGAGGGCCAUUGAGUUAGUUUUGAGCAAAACAACCCCAGACUUCAAGUAAAUAUAACAUUUUCCUAAAAGACUUACUCAAAAUUUUUUACACCAGUUAACUUACUGUACAAUAUAUGUACAACUUUUCUUGAUUAAUCAAGUAUGUAUUUUCCAUUUCAGGCUAUGUGAACAGAUUCCUUAUUCAGAGCUUAGAAAAGCGUGCAUCCAUUUACUGAUCUCAAUGCUUUGUUUGCCGCUACAUUUUAAAGAACUAGAAAUAAAAGGUAUUUAACUUAUCAGAUUUAAACCAUAAAAAGUAUGGGAUUUAUUUUUUUUUUGUUUUUAGCAACUGAAAACUUAUUUUCAAUCAUUGUCUCCAGAUAUUUUAAAGAAAGAUGAUGGUCAACCUCAAGUUACUUUCUUGUCCUUACGGACGCGUAUCACGGAACUAAUAAGGGUUGCCUUAACUAACGAGACAGACUCACAAAAUACUCAAAUGCUGCUUGGUAAAUAUGAUUUUAGAAUGUGAUAGAAUUUAAUAGUUAUCAUUUUGCACUCAGUGGCCCUUUAUUUAAUAGGUUUUUGGAUCCCCCCCCCCCUCUCGCUUAAAUAUGUGGAGCUUAAAUUUACUCCAGAAACAUUGACUAACAUUUAAAGUUUCAACUGUUUCCUGGAUUGAGGUAAUUUAAGCUCCUUUGUUAUUGCCUGUUUUUUAUUUUAUAGGUUUUUUGUACCCCCCCCCCCCCUCGCUUAAAUAUGUGGAGCUUAAAUUUACUCCAGAAACAUUGACUAACAUUUAAAGUUUCAACUGUUUCCUGGAUUGAGGUAAUUUAAGCUCCUUUGUUAUUGCCUGUUGCCAUUAAUAUACAGAUACCCGGUCAUUUAUUUUAUUCAUUUGGCAUUGAAUUUAGAAUAUGAAAAGGACAUGUAAUUAAAUUCUGACUUCCAGGAGGUUUUCUGCUGGUUGUUGAAGAUUUGGCCACAAGUGAACAAGCUGAUAAUCUCCCUUUACAGCCCCACCAAGAUGUUAGUGACUCUGACAUGCAGGGAGGUAAGCAACCUCGGAUAUUAAACACAGCGUAAACCGACUAAUCAAGAAAGCUAGACAUUUUGGAUGACACAUCCCACCCUCUUCAUCACAGAUACUUAGAAUCGGCCAGUUCGAGACGAAUUCUUUCUGUCAGGGCGAGGACUGAAAGAUAUAAAAAUUAUUUUAUUUCUCAAUCUGUACGAAUUUAACAGCUUGCUCCCCCUAAAGUCACACAUCUUAAUGAGAACUAUUAAGUCCCUGAUAUGGCUAAGAGAACUCACUGAAUGGCUGGUUUUUUUGGGGUUUUUUUUUUACUAAUGAAAUAAUUUAUUAAUAUAAAUGUCUUGUGUUCAAAUUGUUUUAUUUAUGUGCUGAAAAUGUACAAUGCAAUCAUAAAACAUUUCCAUUUGUUUUGAUCAAUAAAAGAAUCUUAUCUUUUAAAUUCAUCCUGGUGUUUAUGUUUUGACAUUUUUAUACCAAUUUCCAUAAUCCUAGAGAACUUAAAUUUGGUAUUGACACACCACAUAACAAUUUAUGUUAUUUAUGAAUUUAUAAAUGAAUUUAUAAAUGAAUUUUUAAAUUCAUGUCAAAAUGGCCAAUUUCUUUGUUCAGUUAGGUUUUAAAAAAGUUUCAAAGCCUAUCAAAUAGCAUAUUUGUGUUUUUAAGUUCUGCAUCUUCUUUAGGGCUGUUUGUUAAUCCAUCUAAAAUUUUAAAAUGGGAAAGUUUUGGGUCUUGGGUUCAAUUGCUGGUCUAGAGUUUUGAAUCAUGGGUUCAGUUGCUCGUUUAGGGCCAUUAAAAUCUUCACAUAUGGUUUACUUUUAAAGUUGCUAUCUCUGACCAUUUUUUUCACAAAUUGCUUCAAGAAAUUUCUAUGAUUUAAUGGUGCUAUUAAAAGAUUUUAAAAAAAGUAAAUUGGUCUGUCCAGUUAAGAAGAUCAUUAGCUUUUAUUUCUCCCUUUACUUGUGAAAUUUUGUAACAAAAUAUAUAUGGUAUGAAAUACACAUUUGAUUUUAUUUUAAAAAUUUUUGAAAAAUGAUAACCAUGAGCUAUAAAACAAACUUUUCAGACAGUAGUAAAACAAGCCCAAGUACCACAUCCACUGACACCAGUGGUUGCCAAGAGAACAGCAGAUAUCAGGAAACAACAUAUCAAAGACUACAGGCUCCCCCUCCUACCAACCUCGGUAAAUCAACAACAGUUUACUAAAGCUUGGGUGGUGGUAACAUUUUGGAGAGAUUCAUUCUAAAUCUUAAUUACACAUGUAACUAAACAUUUAGGAUAAGAAAAUGAUUGAUGGCAACUUUAGGUAAUGACUAUUCAAAAUUUAAAAGUGAAGCCCUACUACAUAUUUUUUAACUUUCCUUAUUGUUCAAGUUCAAUAACCCAAAUCUUUGUCUAGUCGAGAAAACUAAAUCUCAAGGAUGAAAAAAGAUUAAUUAAAAUGUUAAAAUUCCAUUCAAGGAACACUGUUGUGUUUUGUUCAUAUACAAACUAUUUUAUAGAUACUGCAUAUGGACUGUUUGGUCAUGCUACAUCUCUUGUCUGUAACCGGCUGAUGGCUACUUGGAAAACUGACCUAAAUGUUGCCCUGGCAGCAAUGGAACUAUUGGCUGGGUUAGCCAAGGUGAAAAUCAAACCAGCCAACAUGCUCAUGUGCAAGCGAACUGUGAAAUGGAUGUGUGAUCUCAUUGUGUACCAAGUGAGUGGGAUAGGAAUGGUACUUUCUAUUCUAAAGAUUGAAUUUUGGAAUGCCAAGAAAACUGAAAACUGUGUUUGUUUGGAAUUAUCAUUAUUACACAUUAUCUCCUCCACGGCUUGUCAAUUUCAUAUCAACAAAAAUGUAGCUUGUGUAUCACUUUUCAAUGUUUGUAUAUUUUUUAACAUUAAGUAAAUAUUUGGUGAAUUGACCAAAUGAAUAAAUUUUGCUAAUUUUUCUAUCACCUUUCCAUCUCAGUUUAAUUUUAGGAAUAAAGAAUAAUAUCAUUUUUACAUUAGGAAAAUGUUUAUUUGGUUCAAAAUUAUUUGUUUUACUUUUAAUUGAUUUUAUUUGAUAAUUUAAUUAGUUGAUUAUAAUGUGUAUUUUAAACCUUUUGGGACGGAGCGUUUUUGAACUGUCGGUGCCAAGAAGACAGAGCCCUUUUCACAAGCCCUGCUUUUACUUUGCAAAAACAUUUAUAAAAAAUAAACUAAUUACUUUACAAAAAUAAAACUAUAAAUAUUCAAGUAUGGAAUUGAAUGAAAUAAUGCGUUCUUUAUGAAUCAAACUGAAAUUUCAACAUUUAUGCAAAUGAAAAAAAAUUUAUAUUAAAUGACAGAACACCGUAAACUAUCAAUGACAGCCGCCAUUAAAAUGGGGAGAAAUGCGAGAACCAAUCUGAUUACCUGGUACACAGACCAGCCAGCUGAUCUCGAGGCUUUUAUUAUUGGGCAGAUAUUUCGGCCUUUCGUUUUUUUUUUGCCAUAACACUCUGGGCCGAUAGAUCGGCCCAGCCGUCCCAUGAGGGUAAAAGCACAUUAGAUUUAAGACUUCUAAAUAAUGCAUUUUAAAGAAAUCCAUGAAGUGAGGGAAACAAAAUUGUUACUGUUAGAUAAUAGUAACAUUUAGACGUCAAAAAUUAAUUUUAUUUGUUGUUUUUCUUUCUUUAUGAUUUUUAAAAAAAUGUAUUUUGUUAAAGAGCUUAACUAAAUGGAAAUAAAUUAAUUUAUUAAACACAUGAACUAUAAAAGUCAGUGUAUUUUUGAUGGAGUUAAGAGUAAGGGAGGAGAGGGGAGAAAGAGAAGAGCUUCUAUAAGUUAGUGUAGUGGUUAGUGGUGGAAGGAUAUGGGUAUAGGUUUGGGGAGUGAUGGUGCUGAGGUUUGUGGUUGAGAAUUAGUUGUAUGGGGAAGGGAUGUGGUGAGCUACAUUUACAUAGGUUUAAUGCAACGUUGAUUAGAUUCUCUUUUAGAACAAUUUGAUCACCUGCAAAAUCUGAAGAAUAAUUGACAUGAAUGUUGUCCAUUUCUAUCCCAGUGUUCCAGACCAGCACCAAGCCACUCUAGAGAUCUCCAUUCUAUGCUGUGUGCAGCCUUCAAGUGCUUACAGCUGUGGCUUGUGGAGCACAGCUCACUUCUCUAUGACAGGGAGUGCCUGCACCAGGUCCUGGAAGUUGUAGAGUUGGGCAUCUCAGGAUCAAAGUCACAGGUGACAUUCUAAUCAUUAUGUUAACAUAGUUUUUUUUUUUGUUGUUCCUCAUUUAUUAUUCGCAUUCUUUUCAUUCUUGGCUGCCACACUUUAUUACAUGGGAGAUGAAAUAAUGUUAAGAGACUGAAGAGAAAACAUAUUUCCACAAGAGAUUAGAAAAUUCAUUCGCAGCCUGUGUAAUUAUUGUUAAUUUUUAACCUUUUAGUAGCAUGUAAAUAGUUUACCGCCCCCCCCCCCCUUUUUUUUUUUACAAAAAAAGUUUGUAUGGUGUUAUGUAAGUCCUUUAUUUCAGACCUGUUUACUCUUAGGAUUUGGCGAACAAUGUAUGAUUUUGAUAUGUCUUAUACAAUUGUAUGCCGAGACCCAUUAGGACUACGAUUUUAGGAAACCCGGUUUGAAAAUAUGUACAUUCCGGUAGUUUUUUUCCCUGAUUAAAAAUAUACUUAAUUAAAAAGUACUUCUUCUGUUAUUAGUUUUAACUUGCAUUUGCAUUCUACAUCAAGCAGUGAAUGGAUCCAGAAAUAAAAUGGGUUGUGGACCAUCUAUAAUUAUAUUACUUUUUUCCUAAGAGGGGAAUAAAGUUUCGUUGAUUUAGACUUACAUUUUGUGUUGGGGGAGGCGGGGGGAGUCUUAAUAUUUAAGUAUCUAAAAUUAACGCCACCACAUUUUUGGAUGAUAGUUUUUGGGGAUGGGAGGUGUCUUGGCAGAAAGUAUGUAAGUUAUUCAAAAAUUCUACAAUAUUCAUCCUGAAAGUCCAAAUAUAGCAUAUUUAUGGCAAUGUUUGGUAGGAAUUAUUGCCAUGUAUUUUCACAAAUGAACUUGCUAGCUAUUCUCAGAUAGUACUCAGUAACAGAGGUAUUACAGCAGGAGUCUUGAACUGGGCCAGCGAUAUGAUAUUUUGCCACCCGCUACAUGACAGCAAAGUUUAAUGUUAAUGCGGCCCGCUCGUUUUCCCCAUUCUCAUAUCUGUAAUGUGACCCUCCACGACUGUUUCAGUCUAAUUUCACCGACUAGUCCAAUUCUGAUUUUUAUUAUGUUUGUAUAGAUUUGGACGUUGAUUAUGAUGGUCAAAACCGUUUUAAAAUCUAACUAAAGGGUUUUAUUUUAUGGUAUUUAUGAGACAAACAUUGCCAAAGUGCGGUUUUAUCAAAAGUUUAAAAAGUCAGUUAAUGGGUGACAAGCUCUUUUUCACUUUGAAGUCAAAGUUCAGGGCUGAACUUACUGAUGAGCGUCUUCAAGCAAAACUGAGAGUCACAGUUGUUUCCUCACUCAAACCAAAUGUUGCUUAGCUGUGCAAGAAGAAGCGCUGCCUGGCAACAAGGAGUAGAAGGAAAAAAGUGAAGCCUAGUUCAUGAGAACCUUAAUAUUUUUAUUUGUUAUUAAUAAAGAUUGAGGGAAUUUUAACAAUUGUACUUUAUUUAAUUUGUAAUCGUGUUUUUGUGGGAUACUUGAUGCGGCCCAGUCUCACUCAGACUAUAUCUCCUGCGGCCCCCGGAUGAUUUGAAUUUGAGACCCCUGUAUUACAGUAAUAUUUAGACUACUGUCUUCAAUGUGCUUGUGACAUAAAUUUAGUUGGACUACACCAGUGGUUCUAAAAUUUUAGUUUCCUGGCGCCUAAGCCAAAUUUGUGUGUUCACCAGGCUCCUAGUGUUAAAUUCUAACUAGUGCACUACAAAAUAGGGCACACAUAAAAAAAUAAAAUAAAGGUUUGUGUAAAAAUAAGUAUAAAAUGUAUGUAGGUCACUAAGCGCCAUCUAGUAGCUGCUAGCAGUAGAUACUCAAGUGGGAAACUGUUUGCACCAUGACUAAAAGAUGUUAGAUUGGAUUAAAAGUGGAAUUAAAAAAAUGAAAAUUUUGUAAUAUCUUGUAACAUCACUGUGAGGAAGCCGUAGCAAGCUAUUUAUAGAAAAAUGUGCAUCCCCAGGGGGGACCAGUAAAAGGAAUAUUUUAAGUGCCCCUUGUCUUUGUGAAGUCAGUGGGAUUUUAUAGUUUAAUUCACUCUCAAGGUCAUUUCUAAUGACGAUUUUGGCGCCCCCUGAUUUUGACACCUGUUGCUUCUAGCCCCAUUCUCAUGGCCCUACCUGGUAGUUUAUUUUUUGUAAAAGACCCCCCCUAAUUUUUAAAUUAAUUAUUAUCUUAAAAAAUUGUAUUUUAUGCUGUUCUGACUUCGAGUUUACCUGUGACAGACUGUAAUAAUGUGAUCUGCACGUUCGCCUUAUUAUUAUUUAAUAUCUAUAGUCAAUACAUGUUUGCAAAACAAAGUGACCGCAGACUGAAAUAUAAACUUCAGUCAUCUACUUUUAGAAGUUACCUUUUUCGACGCCAGCUUAACUCGAUUCCAAUAGUCAGUCAAUGCGAGUAAGUAUUGUAUACAUUAUAUUUGCGGUGUUUAAUUUAUUAUUAAGAUACUGUACUGUACGAUUUUGAGACGAUAUUGUACAAUUUUUGGAGUUUGAGGGUAGACAGGUCUGUCAUUUUAUCUCACCUAUACUUAUAAUUUGUAUUUCCUUUAUCAAGACCAACAGAGAUAAAAAUUAUUUCAAUUUCCCAUUUCACCAUUAUAAUCCUAUCUUCAUUCAUUGCUAUUUUAUACAUUUUCCUCAUGAUGCGUAUAAUUUUUUAAAAUUACAUUUUUUACUGUUUUUGAAAAGUAUUUUUAAAUAAUUGAGCAGAUCUGCCACUGACUUCCACCAGUCAUGUUGGCAGCAUCAGCUAAGUAGCAUUGAUCAACAAAACAGCUUCUGGUGAAUGCAUUGACAGCCAGUUACAAAUACAAAUGAAUGAAAAGAAAUGAGUGAAAAAAUUAAAACUUGUAAUUUAUCAGCUAGAUGACUCAGUGCUUAUAAGGACUUAUACUUAUAUCAAUGAGAGGAUUGAGAAACCAACACUUAAUUGUUAUAUAAAUUCGUUUUCUGUCAACAAUUAAUUCAGACUUACCGAGAGUCUUGAAACUCACAUCCUCACAGGGUAUUCUUUUCCUCAAUCAGCUAUCCAAAGCUGCCCUCAAUCUAUAAAUGAGCUAUCAAUGUUGCCUGCAUUCCAUAAAUCAGGUAUCCUACACUUCAAGCAAUCUAUCAACCUUGGCUCUCCUUGAUUACUUAUGUACACCAUUGGGCCUGCCUGCGGGCCUUGCAGCUCAAGGUGUAAAUCUAAUAGUUAAAACUAAGCGAUCUGAUGGUGGUACACUUCUUAUAUAACUGGAGCUUAGAGAUGAAUGGUUUUAAUGUGAUGUACCACAAACGGUGCUUGUUGGCAUCACCUGUCCAUAAAUGGGACUAUUCAUUCAUCAUUUAGUCAAGUGCUUACUCGUAGAAGUCUAUGAUUUUUGUUCCAACAGACUAAACAAUUGUCAGCAACUUUAAUAUUCACUACUUUUUAAAAAAGAACUGGAAUAAUGAAUUAAAGUUAUUAAUGAGUAAAUUCUUAUGAAAGUGCAUGAAAUUCUCUCUUCAAAUGUUGCAUUAACUCCAGGCCAGACCCAAUGCAGGCAAUCAGCUUUACCCAUGGAGUCGACUGGUAGUAAGUAUAGUCUGGGCUACCUAUUCACAUACUUGUCAUUGAACAGCUUCCUAAAUAUUGCUUUCAAAAGCAACAUAAAAUCCACAACAGCAAAAAAAGGCUUGUUUUGUACAAAAAUGUAUAAUAUGUUGUACAGACAGCUGAUACUUUUUGCUCAUAAAGAAAACUUCUUUGAUUAUGCUUCUACAUAUAGCUAUUUUUAUAAUUAUUUUUAUCCACAUCUAUUAAACAUUAUUUGUGUACCACAAAACACUAUGAAAGUGGGAGUUAAUUCCACAUGUGGCGUCUUUGGCAACAGGUUAGCAGAUGUCAUCACAGCUUGUAUUCUUUUUGCAGGAAUGUCAAUAUUUUUUUUUAUGUUUGUUCAAGAUUUGAAACACUGUUUCUGUGGAUUAUUUAUAAAUGUUUACUUUACUGUUUCACUUGUACACAUCCUGUUAAUUCUAUUGUGAGUCAGAGUCACGAGUAAGAUUGACCAGUUUUGCAAUCUUGAAAUUGUUAGGAUCGACCAGGGUUGCAAUCUUGAAAUUGUUUUAAGGAUUGAAAAUAAUUAGCCUCAUCAACUGUAUCAUGUGUCAACUGAUUAGGGGAUGUAACUUUAAGUUGAAACAUGAAGUUUGUAGAGAUUCAGAUCAUCAGAUCAAUUUAAUAUUACUUAGAUUGCUUUCUAAAAAUAUUAACCAAUCAUUCAUUUAGGUCUGUGUGACUUGAAACCCUUUAUUUAUUUUUUACACUGAUAGAAUAGUAUAAAUGUUCUAACAAAAUGCUUAUAUUAAAAAAUCAACUAAUACCAAAUUAUGCUUCAAAUGUAUUUAUUUAGUACAAAUUCAAACUCAGGUAAAUUUUCCUUUCCUUUCUUCCUUUCCAAAGUAAAAAUGAUUUUCAGGGUCGAUUAAUUUUGAUGAGCGAUAUCUGCCUAAGAAAGUUAUGAAUAAGUAAUUGCAAUAAAAGUUUUUGUUUAUUCUCUGAAAUAGCAAGCUAAGCUAUUAAUGUUAUGGACAGUGUUUGGGAUUAAAAAAAAAAAUCUUUUAGAUGCAUCCAUCUGACAACAACCCGGAGUUCUUUCUAAGGAAAAACUGAUCAUUUUAUUUUUCAUUUCAUUUAGUCUACUGGUCACUAGAAUGAUAUCUCAAAUGGUGACUAGAAUGAUAUCUCAAAGUUCAAUUGAAUUCCAAUAUAUUUAAGCUCUACUGACCUGUCUACAUUGCUGCAUACAUUUAAAGUGCUUUAACAUUACUUACCCCCUAAAUUAUUUUCUCUUAAUCUACUUAUUCUAGCCCCAUAGUAAUCAAUUACUGAUGAACUUAUUUUAACAACAUUAAAUAACAGAAUUAUGUGCAUUAAAUUUUAUCGCCUCUUCCAUUCUCUUAAAAAAAGUCCAUAUUUAAUUCACCCAGAAGCAUUGACGGGUCAUUAAAGUUAUGUCUUACUACAGAUACAACAUUAUUUUGUUCAGUUAAUUGUAGUUACUUUAUAAUGAAUCUUUACUUAAUAUGCUGGUUGUGUCUUUUAAAUACAUUACCACCCACCUGCUAUGCACUAGUGGAAAUUUUUUUUUAAUGCUUUCUGGAUAAAACCAUUUAAAAAUUAUAGUUUUGUUUAAAAAUAAUUGGUCUUAGAGCAAUGACAAGUUGCAAGCUUUAAAAAAAUGAUAAUUUUAUUUUGCUACUAGUUUCUUCUUCUUAUUGUUUUGCAUAUUUUUAAAUUUAGGAAUCGUCCUAUGCUAUAAAAAUUAAAUGAAACCAUUUUUUAUGUAUAGAAUACACACCAUAGACUUUUACUCAGAAAGGACUUUGUAUUUUCUUCAUUAAAUCCAAAAUAUAAAUGAAUAUGACAUUACAAAGCUUACUAACAUCAGCCAAGCCACCUAUUAUAGUGGAUGGGACUUAAAUCUCAUAAAUAUGGCUUAUACAACCGAUGUGACAAAUCCUUGAGUGAAUAGAGAAGAGCUAUUUUGGAUCUGACAUUAUCCAAUGACCUCUGACAUUAUCCAAUGAACUUUACUGUUAAUUAUUUUUGCACCAGUUUUUUUACUCUGUAUUAGUAUUAGUUUAUUAUUUUAGUUAAUAAUCAAGAUGGAAGCAUUUUUAAAAAAAAUAAAAAUAACGAAGUUUUUAUAAGUUAUACAAACAAUUUUUUUACCUGAUGGGCUGCACAUUUUGUUUCUGGUGAACCUUCCACGACCAUUACUUAUUGUGAAUAAAGCAAUCCCAUUUUUGUCUGCAUACCUUUUUUUUUUCAAAUAACAAUAAAUUAACUAUCCCAUAAAUUAAUCCUUUCAAUUGAAAUUAUUACUGAAAUAAAUAUUUAUUAGGUUUAUCUAUUUUUUUUUAUGUGUCAUUUAGACAUUGCGAUGAACUCAAUAUUUUUUAAGUGUUUCCUUUUUUAAUUUUUUUCUUUUAUUUUGUGCAAAACUCAACUUCUUCUUUCAGACUAAAACACAGGAAAUGCAAACAGUUAAAGUGAAAAUUGACAAGGAUUCUAAAUCUGUGUCAAUGAAGGUAUAUUAAGGUCCAUUAGAUUCCCUUUUAUCAUAUCUGCUGAUGGCAGGUUGUUUACAUUUCACUAGAAAACCCUGUAGUGCUUACCCCCCUCUGGUGGCCGUCCCAUUGUCUUUUCACGGCUUGCUUGUGUUGUUUGGUGCUCUGAUUUGUCCACUGUUUCUAGUGCUCUCUGUCUCACUUAGGUUAACAAUGAAUGGUGAAGCGUUUUAGAAUUAACAGUAGAUGGACAUGAUGAGUAGGUUUGUAGACUAAACAACACAUUAACAUAUUAGGCCCAUCAUUGAAACUGACAUGGAUGGUAUGCAAAUAUUUUUCACCAGCAUAUUAUCAAUCACAAAAGAAUGAAAAAGUCGCCACUGCAUCUUAAAUUUAUAGAAAAUUUUAUUUAUAUAUCGUAAAUUUAUAGAGAAUUUUAUUUAUAUAUCCUAAAUUUAUAGAGAAUUUUAUUUAAAUAUCCUAAAUUUAGAGAAUGUUUUAUAAGGAGAUAAAAGCAUAACAGUGAUAAGUAACAUGGAAGUCUCAGGGGUUAUUCUCCCUUUGAUGUGUUUAUAUUACCUUAGAACUGAUUUACUUUCAUUAUAAAUUGAUUUUUUAUAAUUUAAUAUUUAAUCUUCAUGGUUUGUAGAAAUAAAUAAUUUCUUUACAGUACUUGAUCAUUCAUAGAGACGAAUGCUUUAUGGGUUGGAUUAGAUACUAACCUACUAAACUAUAUUGACUAUUAAUGUUUGAGUGGUUGAGUAGUGCAUGAAACAAGUAGUUUGAAGAGAUAAAGUAGCCAAAGCACCUUGAAAAUGUGCAUGAACAUUAAACAAUACCUUAAAAUGUAGCUGAGUAAAGACUGGAAAUACAGAUAUAUCAUAAGCUGCAUUAAAACUUUUGGAGACAAUGUCAUAACCAUGAUUCUGCAUAAAAUCCUGUCUAUUUUGGGGCGCGUAGUUUAGGAUUUAAUCUGGGUUCAAAUGUUUAGUGAUAAGUUUUAUUCAUGUCCUGAAUUUUAAAGAAGGAGAAAAAAACAAAGCAAUGUAUCCAUGUUAUAACAUAAUUUGAAAUGUUUCAAUUAAUGUGUGUAUAAGCCCCACUAUCACUCAUAUGAUGCAAGUCUGGUUUAUAAUUUUAAUACGGAUGGUGCUCUUAAUAAUCAAAUUAAGUCUUCUUUUUUUCCCUGGUUCUGAAAAUAUAAAUGCAAUGGUGUUAAACUUAGUAAUGGUGUUAACCUUAGUAAUGGUGUUAACCUUGGUGAUGGUGUUAACCUUGGUAAGAGGCAAUCCAUUUAAAACCAAACUUCAAUACAUUGAGGUGGAAACCAUGAUCAUUUUUAAUAAUAUAAAAUUGCUUUAGGGUAUGGGUAUUUAUUUUAGAUUCAUUGAAUAUAGGCAACAAAAAACUCCCAUUAAGUUAACGAGUUUACAGAGCAUUUUACACCAACAGCAAGUUACAAUUUGUAGAAUUAAAAUAAAUAAUUAAUUAGUUUUCUUAAACAAGCCCACAUACUUCUUUUGUUGCAACUUUCAAAUAUAUUUAUCUAUGGCUAACAUGUCCAAUGUUAUAGAAUGCCAUACUUUCACCUUUACUUGCACUGCUGUUUAUAAAAGUUAAUUAAAAUUUUAUUAAAAUUUUUUACAAAUACAGUAAUACCUUGUGCAUUCGCAAUUGGGUUUUCAUUUUAUCCAAACUAAUUUUGAUUUCUUGAUAUUUUCAUUUUUGCAAAUUCCUUGAAAAACCCUGCAAAAUUGUUUAUGCUUAAUUUUUAAAUUAAUUUUAAAAUGUUCAUGCUUUUAAGGGUAAAAUCUGUAUGAAUAUUUUGUAAACAAAAAAGUUAAAGACAUACACAAAUCAGUUAAGAAAUUCCUACGAAAAAACUUCACUCUCCUAGUUUAGAGUCCAAUUCAUUGUUAAACUUUAGAAAUUAGCAUUUUUAGUGACUUUUACCAAAUAUUUGCUAUUCCUCCUGAUCCACGAUGGGUUGUGGAACCUAACCUCAUGAAUGUUAAAGGUAUUACUUUUGAUCUGUGAAAUCAUUCAUUGCUGGGCAAAAAUUAUUGUUCAGGUUAGUUUAUAAAUGGCCUCUCCUCAGCAAGAGGGUUAAGUUAAAAGCAGUCACCCUCCAUUGCUUUUGCAAAUUAAUUACAAUUUUCGGUGAAAACUUUUGAAUUUAUUUAAUAAUAUUAAUGAAGGUUGAUAGUUUGGGAAAGAUUCAACAGUCCGGUUCUGUAAAUAUUUUAACUCUGUGAAAGGAGAGCACCUUAAAUUAAAGUUUUGUCAGUUUUAAUAAAACUAAAAUUCCUGCAGAGUUGAUAAUUAUAAUAUACAUCACUGUAUUCCUGAUCACUGUGUGGGUGAAUAACAUUCAGAGAUAAUAUUCUAACAAAAUAAUUAAAUUUCCAAUUUUUCUGGUGUUAGAUCUAGACCCCAACCCGUGGGCAAAGUACAAGUUCCCAUAAAAUGUGAUCAUAACAACUCUUGGUGUUUGGGGAAAGGGCAUGUAUUUACUACAAUGUUUGUUCUUUUGAGACUUAAGAUUUUUAUAAUAAUAUUUAAAUUUUAGAAAAUAUUUCUCAGAUCUUAUAGAAUUUAUAAAUGUUAAAGAUAGCUUUAUGUGUUCCAGCGUGCCUUGUUUUAAUGCAAAUUUAUUUAAACACAUUGAAAAGUAUUGUUAAAAAAAAAAUCUGUAGUGAAGGUUUAAUUUAAAACAAAAAAUGCUUUGCACAUUUUCUAAUUCACUUACUGACUAAAUCCACAAGUGACUUUCUUUCUGUAAUGACCUGGUAUUGGUCCUAAAUCCUCAAGUAAAUUUCUUUCUGUAAUGACCUUUAUUGGUCCUAAAUCCUCAAGUAAAUUUCUUUCUGUAAUGACCUGGUAUUGGUCCUAAAUCCUCAAGUAAAUUUCUUUCUGUAAUGACCUGGUAUUGGUCCUAAAUCCUCAAGUAAAUUUCUUUCUGUGAUGACCUGGUAUAGGUCCUACACAAAGAUGUAAACAUUUUUUUAACGGAAGUAAAUAAUUUCAAUAUGGCCUUCCUGAGGUUUCUCAGCUUAGAGAGGUCUCUUGUCUCACCCUGUGAUGUCACCUUGGCAAAACUAAACAAUAUCCUUAAGAUGAGUGGUGUUUCUUGUGAGUGACAGUAAAUAUUUGAACCAAAUAUGUCGGUGUGUAAAUUUGAGGACCCUGUGAAUGUGACGCUUCCCUGCCCUGAUUUCAGUUGAUAAUCAAUGUAUCAGAUCAUCUGUCACCAUAAAUAAACACUAUCUAAUUUGUAUCAAACUUUUCUUUAUAUCUAUAUUUGUUAUCUUUCAAUCAAGCUUAAAUAUAGUUUUGUUUUAAAAUGUAUUCACUACAAACCUUCAAGACAUACAUUAUAAACAUUACCGGUAGUUUUAAGUAAUUCAUUUUAACUUUUUCUGCAAAGUUCAUCCAUUGCAUUCCUGACUAAAAGUUAAAUAAAAUUGUGAUUCUUUAUGACAAAUAGAAUUAUUUUACUUUUAUUUAUGGACUUGUCAUGACUCUGUUACUCUGCGGUUAUAAUCAUCAUUUGGAUGUUAAAGAUGUUUGCUCUUUUUCUAUUGUCAGCUGUCUGUUUUACAUUUAUUUUUAUUAAUAGAUUAAGAAUAACUAUUAUACUUGUGUAACUGAAAUGUUUGAUAAAAUAUAAAUAUUCAUAUAACUAUUGAUGAAAACUUCCAUGAUUUAUUGAACCCUCAGAAUAAUUUAACACCUCUUCAUAAGAAGGAUUAACUAUUUAAAACAUACUUUUUUUCCAAAUUAAAGGAACAACACACUUCUAUAUAAGUUUACAUAUAUAACUGUGCUGAUGACUUUCAAAAAUGUUUAUUUCCUCUAAAUGUGCUCAUUACCCUUGAAUGUUGAUAACACACCGUCAUGGCAAAGCAGGGAUAGAGAAAGAGUGACUCCAUUGAGAGUAUUUCCAUGUGUUUGGUAAGGUAUUUCUUUUGUUUCAUGGCAAUGUUUCAGAAUAGAGCAAGUGAUCCACCCAAGUUUAAAGGCAACAAAGAAUUGAUGCCUGCCUCCAUGAGGGUCAAAGAUGCUGCAGAAGCUCUGCUAACUUGUAUCAUUGACCAAGUGGUAUGUGCUUGGUUAGACUAGUUACAAUCUCUACCUGGUAGCUUUUUAUUGCAAUAACCAGUCCAUUAGCUAUAAUUUCUAUAUAGUUAUAUAUACCAUAUCCUGCAAUAUACUUCACUUGGACCAUCAACACUCAACAAGAUUAGUUUGUUGAAUUUAGUCAAAUAUUUUCAAUUAUGUACUUUGAUACAUCACUUACUGGGAGACAGUGAUUUUUAUCAUGAUCAUAUAACUUAAUCACUAUAUUUUCUACACUUUGUAUCUAUUAUUUUUGCUUGUUUUUCCUGUCCAGGGUGCCUUUCCUCCUCCGUGUGGUCCUGAGUCAUUGUUUUCACUACUUGAUGAGAGGUCUUUGCUCAAAUUUGCUAAAGGCAAUGCACUUCCUGAGCAGGGUUCCUUGUUUAGAUAUUUUGUCAUAGACAACUCUGUUAUAGUUGGUUUACUGGAACAACCUCUUGGAAAUAUUGAAGGCAGGAUGAUUGUUUGUUUUUUUAAAAGUUUAAAUAUCACAAGUAUUGGUAUUCAUCUAAUUUAGCUAAAGCUCUUCUCUUCAUUGAAAAACAGCAAAUUAAUCAUCUGUAUAUGGGUGAUGUAUGUGUGUGAAGACAAUUUUGUAGCUUCAACAUGUUUAACUCUACAGUUCAUUGUUUUUUUUUUGUUCUUUUUUAUUUUUUUAGAUCAUCUCACAUAAUAGGAUACCAUAAAAAGGGUAGCUAACUAAUACCCAUUAUGUUAUAUAUUUAAUUGUUCAGAAAUAAAUGGAGCUUCAUAUUUUAUAAAUUGUGCUUGAAAAUGAUUGUGUUUUCUUACAAUCAUGAUUGAAGUGAGAAAAUUUUUUUACCUUUUAACAUUUUUUUCCCACAAAAAGCAUACCGUAAGAAGUAAAAAAAAAAAAAAACCUAUAGAAGAAAAAAUUUAAAAUUUGUUUUUUAAUUCUGAAAUCAAAAGUAUACAAAAUCCAAAAUAAUUUUUUUUUUUAAAAUGAUUGUGUUUUCUUACAAUCAUGAUUGAAGUGAGAAAAUUUUUUUACCUUUUAAAAUUUUUUUUCCCACAAAAAGCAUACCGUAAGAAGUAAAAAAAAAAAAAAACCUAUAGAAGAAAAAAUUUAAAAUUUGUUUUUUAAUUCUGAAAUCAAAAGUAUACAAAAUCCAAAAUAAUUUUUUUUACACAUACAACUGUUAUUUUGACAAGAGACCUUAUUAUGCAUAAUUAUUCCAAUAUAAAGUUUACAACCUAUUUUUUAUAUUUAAAAGUUUAUAUUUAAUAGAAGUACAUAAAAAAUGUAUUACAACAAAUAAAUUUAAUAAUUUUUUUUUAAAGUUAUUGAAAUUUUAAUAUAUAAUAAAUAAAUAGACCAAUAAUAAUAAUAAAGCUAGAGCUUACAUGACUAAAUCAGGUCUUAAAAAAUACAAAUACAGUCUAAGAAUCUUCUAGGCUUAGGGGAUGUUCUAACAAUCAAAAAUUAUUUGUCUAGAUUAUUUUGUAUAGAUAGAAAUGUUUAUAACAUUUAAUUACCAAUACAGUCUGAUGCUCUUUCUUUUCGAGACAGUAACUCUGCAUUAUGUCAUUAGGCUCAUGUCCAUAAGUAAAGAAUAACAAAGUGUUUUGUAGGUGAUUAAAUAUUUUAAAAUUUAUUUUUAAAAUUUUUAUUUCCAUUUUUAAAAAAAGACCCUUUGCCAACUGUAACUGCCUUAAUAAGAGGAGCAUUUGGAAGACAUGCAUGGACCAUGCAAUUAAGGCAUUCACCAAGAGCCAGCAAAGUAAGAACAUUUAUUUAUCAAAUUGAUUUAAUUACUUAGAAAUCUUAGGUGUCAAGAUUAUCAAGAAGAUGAACUCCAAAUGCAUGUUGUUUUUUUUAUGAUUGGUGAAUAAAAAUGGAAGUAUAUAUUCUUUAAAAAAAAUUAAUUAAAAAUUACUAAAAGCAAUCCAUCACUUUGCUCUUAAUGGUAAAACUUUUUACUUUGGUAAAACUUCUGUGUUGGAUCAUUCACUUAAACAAAUCAUGUUAUAACUGUUAUCGAUUGUCCUCAGAUAUCUUCAAGGGCUCACCUGGCAGACCCAGGCAGACCCUCACCAGAUGACAAUGUAGGAAAACAGCACAAUGUCAAACACAGAUACUUUCCUGAGAGUGUCUACAAAAUACCUCAAACUAAGGCGUAAGCUAAUCACAAAUGAUUUCAUUUCUUUAACAGUAUUAUUUAUUACUCUAUGUACGUUAUCAAAUAUUUAUAACUAUACUUAAUAUUGAAGUUAAGAUAAAUGAAUUUUUAGAAUUAAAAUAUUUAAAAAUUUUCUCAGUUGUAAAAUAAAAAUCUAAAUUAUAAACUCUUCUUUAAGAUCUAUAAAUUUCUUGAAAAGUGCUUCUUAUGAAGCCAAACGUGUCUUGGUAUUUUUAGUUCAUUCUCUUUGAGGAAAAAAAUCUUCAAAUGUAGCUGAUUUGAGGAUUAAGUGGUAAUUUAUGUGUGCAGUGAGAAGAGCAUCCCACCCUUGGAAUCUGUGCUGACAGAAAAACAAUCAGGUGAUGUUGAAAAGAUGGAAAGUUUGAUUGACCAGGUGGCAACAUUUGAGAAUGAAGUGAGCCAUAGAGCUAAAGUAGAAAGGGAGACAACUCCAUUUCCUGAUCCAUUGACAGAGUGCAAACCUCCAAAGUGAGUGAGAUUGGACAUGUGCCAUUUGUCAGACAUAAACAACUAACCAAUAAAUAUUUCAUUCUAGAGCAAAACAAACCAAAAUCCUUUUGUUAAUGUGUUACUGAAAAGACUUUGUUUUCCAUUUUUUUUUAAUAAACUAAAAAAAUUUUUAAAUAAACUUAAUUUUUUUUUAAAAUGUUCAUUUACAACAAAACAUUAGGUCAUGUGGCAUAAAUUUGCAAAUGUAACACUCAAACCCUUUAUGUAGCAGUUAAACUAAAUAUUAUGAAGGAAAAAUUUCCAGGAGUGUGUGUUUUUUUUAAAAAUUGCAUACAUUUUAACCAGUUUUAUGGCUUCUACCUUUUUAUACAGACCAUUUUUUUCAAUAAUUGUCCGACAAUUUUUAAAGAUAAAGAACCAUUUGACCUAGGUUUCCUUUUUUUUUGUUUGUGGAUAUUCUAAUUCCUUAUUCAGAGCUGUGAUAUUAUGCUUAUAAAUUCACUCUGACAAGUUAAAAAAGAACAGUCAAUCUUAGAUGCGAUAAUUUGAAAAAAAAAAAUAUAUUGGUGUUGGGAAUUUAUAAAUGAUGGGGUUGAUAUAUAAUUUGGAAGUAAUCUGACGUCUGGUAAUCACAUUUUUUUAAAAAAUAUCUACCACUUUGAAUAUGUAAAUGUAAAUAAAGUUUAUUCUGUGCUUUAAUACACUUAUUUGGUAGUGAUAAAAAGUGUUGAUGUAAUUAUUUAUGUAUUUCAGAAUAUGCAAUGAGUAUCAGACAGCUCGGCUUUUCCUCUCACACUAUGGUCUACUCUCUCUUGAAGCCCUGAAAGUAGGCAUUUAAAAUCAUAAAUCUCACAUAAUGCUUCAACAUUUAAACUCUUUGCUCAAAUCUUAAAUAAGAAAAUAAUUAAAUGUAAAUAAAUUACAGUAAUGAUGUAAUAAGCAUGUUCAUCAAUUUAUCUUUUAAUUCUAAAGACCUCAUGUGUAAUGUUUAGUGUCCUGGAGGAGAAUAAAAUUAAUCACAUAUAAUUUAUAAUAUACAAUCUGAGCUAUUUCUAUGUGGCCCCCACUUACAAAUGUUCUCAGAUAAUUUAUUUCCUGAUUCUAUAUUUCAUUCAGGAGCCAUCUAACAGCAGUGUGCCCCCUGACCUCAUCAUGUUGGACACAACAAACACUGGCCUGCUGACUGACUUGGAGUGUUUGGACUUCAUACCCAGCCGUGACAAUGACACAGUUCACAUUUUCUAUGUCAAACCGGGGCAAACAUCAGCUGCAGAGAUCCUCAGCAAUGUUGUAAGUUGUACUCUUAUAAUCUGCCAUUAGUGUCUUUAACAUUGCAUUGACAUCAACAUUAUCAUAGAAGUAAUUUAUUUCUUCAUGUCACUGUAAAACAACAACAUAGAAAAAUUCAAUAUCAAUAUAUGCGUCUGCUAUGGUACUGGGGACCAUGUCUGUCACUGUGCAAACAACCGAUAUCAGUUAUUUUGAGAUUACACAUGUACACAUUCAAUCAUAUAUUAUAUCACUGCUUGCAAUUAAUUCUCUAGUAUUCAGUGAGACUAACACUCAAAAGCAUAAAAAUGGUAAUAAGGGUUGUUACAGCGUUUUGUUUUGAGUCCCAAGAGUUCUAAAAUAUUUCUCUUUGAUACUUUUGCUCCUUAGAACUCAUACAAUAAUGUUCAGCCACAGUUUGUAGAAUUCCUACAUGCUCUUGGGUGGCCCGUUGAUGUGAGGAAACAUGCUGGUUGGACAGGUCAUGUGACGACAUCUUGGAAAAUCACCGAACCCGAUGACAUGGACGGUAUGAAUGAACUGACACAAGCCACUUUCAGCUUCCUAUUGGCCUUGAAAAUUACUGGUCUUUUCAGACAAUAAUAGAAGACCCAUGGGACAUUUCUGAUUUCUAUGAUAAGAUUAUGUCAAUAUAGAAAUAAGAGAUUUAGCUAAAAUAGAUUGAACUAAAUUAAAUAAGACAUUGAACAUCCUAAACAGUUUUGAAAUAAGGAAAUUUAGUAAUCAACAAAAAUGACCUUCAUUGGAGUUCAACAAAGAUAUUUUUAAAUUUGGACAACUUGCCUCCUAUCAGUUAGGUCUCUAAUUUUACUCAAGUGUAUUCUUUUUAGGGGCCGUACAUUAAGCUAUUUUUGCUCCUCCCUCCAAAUUUUGUCACAAACUCAGGAACCCAUCACCACCAAAGUACAUCAGAUUUUCAAACUAAAAAUUGAAUUUAAAAAAAAAAAAAAAGCUAAUUAAAAUUUAAUCUAAACAUAUUUUACUAUCAAAAUACAUCAAUCGCAACAUAAAGUUCAACAUAACUGUCAAUUUCAGGUUUUCUAUGUAUGUUUUUUUUUUUUUUUUUUUUUUGCUGAGACUGACAUACUUUAUGGACUGUCCCUUUUCUUCUCAUUGAAAAUAAGCAGUUAAAAUAGUUUUAUGUGACUAUUUUACUUUUUAAUUGACCUUACAGAAGAUGAGUAUCAGACAGGAACAGGUGGCAGUUUGUAUGAUGGACGUCAACAAGUCUUGUACUGGGCGGAUGUUUUAUCUGAGUUGGCUUUGGUUGUUCCUUCACCAGAAAUCUUCAGAUUAAGAUCCCUUAGUACCACAGAACCUGGACCAGAAAGUGUGUGCUUGUUUUGUACUUUCUCUCAUCAGCUUGUCUUUUUCUGUCAUCAGCUUGUCUUUUUUCUUUCAAAAAUUUACUUGAUAACUAUUUAUUUUUCAUGUUCAUUUUAUUAAAGCAAAUAUUAGAUUCAUCGCACAUAUAAGUGCCCAUUCUGUCAGAUUUGUAGAGACCCAUUAGACUUGAACUUCUUGUACAUUCUUAAUUUAAAUGACCUCUGUUAUAAAACUAGAUUUCUGUUGUCUUUAUAUACAACUUUAUUAACUAUACUGCCAGAUAAGUCACCGCCCAUGUUCCGUGGUUCAACAUACACAAGUGGCUUAGACCCACUUGCUGCAUCCAAACCCACAACGCUACUGCUAGAGGCAGAGAAAAGCAGACUGUUGGAUAAAGAGUCACCAAGCUCCCCACCUGAAGUUCCGACCACCACCAUCCCAGCAGGUGUCAAGUACAGAAGACUUGGACGCCAGCCAGCCUCAAUGAUAGGUCCUGACACUAAGGUCUUGGUCGUUUGGCUGGAGAGUUUUGAGGAUCAUGAUAACUUUCCUAUAUGUGAGUUGAAUAUCAUAACAUCCUUAUAUCAUGAUAACUUUCUUGUCUGUAUUUAUCUAGUUUAUCACAGCUAAUGCAAAAUUUUAUUUAGGUUUGAUUUUUAAUAUCAAUAAUUCUCCCCUGGCUUGGGUUAUUUGGUCUCUUUGAAAUCCACAAAGAACUCGGUGAUGAAACUAAAUUUUAUCUCUUUUAAAUUUCAUUAUGUUUUAUCAAAGUAAUACCGGUAGUAUAGUGUCUUUUUUUUUUUCCAGCUGAUCUACUGAUAGUAACAAGUACAGGCCAAGAGCAAGGGGCUACAUCUAGCACAGCCACAGUGUUGCGACCACCUGAGAAAGACAUCUAUGUUAUAUUCAUACAUGCUCUUCAGAAUGGUCUGUUCCGGAUACAUAUGAUUGAGUAUGAGAAGACACAGACAAAGUGAGCCUGCCUUCUUUUCACAUAGUUUGUCAUCAUUUUUUUGGCCCUAAUUUCCUAAAUCUGGUUGCAAAGAAACCCUCAACUUACUUUAAAAAAUAAUUAAUAAAUAUCCAACUCUUUUAUUUUAUAUUGUGACUUUCUGAGUAAUUCACAUAUAUAUUGGGGUUUGUUUUUUUUUGUGUUUUUUUUUCCUUUAACCAAGUAUUUAGUUAGGAGUUGCAGUGUUUUUAAAAACUUUGAGAAAAAAAACAUAUGACUAAUUUAAAAUGUAUGAUCUGAUUUUAAAAAAUGUUUAACAUUCACAGUACUUAUUAAUAAUUUUAACCUAAAUAUCAAACCUAUCAACAUGGUAGAAAAACUUUAAUGAGAUAAAAAUAAUGUAUGCUAAUUUAAAAAUGCUCUUUCAAUACUUUCAACAAAAUGAAAUAAUAAUAUUGCCAAAAUUUCACUCCAAUCAAGUGAGUGAAGCUUUCAUGUUUAAGGGUGCUUAGUCCAUCUUAUUUCCACAUCAUUGAGUUUCAGUACAUUACAAAGAUGAUUUAAAUAUGUAAAAUGAAUGUUAAAGCUAAACAAGUCUGUCAAUUAAAUAGUUAGUAAAACCAAAGGUUAAGACCUCUGUGUCUUAUGUUUAAAAAUGGGAAUAGACCCCUGCGAACUGACUCAUAUUGAAUUGUUCAAUUUUCCAGAAUGUCUUAAUGCAGGUUUGUACUAAAAGUUUUCUAAUUUCACUGCAUUCACAGAAUGUCUAUAGCUAUUCCCUUAGUUGAUGGUAUGGUGGUGAGUCGUCGGACUCUAGGAUCUAUGGUCAGACAAACAGCAAUUAACAUUUGCAGGAGACGCAGGCUAGAGAGUGAAUCGUAAGUCUUUAAAACUCUCAUGAUGUAACAUGAUAGGUAAUCAAAAUUAAAAUGGCUUUUCAUUAAAGAAGUAGACAUUAAUUUUCUGUAAAAAGUUUUAUUUUAAAUCGAAUUUUAAAGUUAUGAAGAAACCAUAUAGGGUUUUUUAAAAAUUACCUUCUCUUACAAAAAAGUAUUACAUCACCAUAUUUAAUUUAAUUCUUUCGGUUUAUUUAAAAUUUAAGACAUUUUUUUAAAAAUCUUUCUCUUUCUUCCUGAAAUACAUGAUGUCUCUCUUUUUGUAUAAAUGCUCCACUCCCCCCAUCCUCUUUGAUAUCAAUAAUCUCACAUAAGAUCAAUUUAAACUCACCUAGCUACCAACCACCUCAUGUGAGAAGAAAACUCAAGAUCCAGGAGAUUGUCAGCAAGUACAAAUGUACUAUGUCACCAGCAGAGUUCUACUCUGGUUUGUUUCAAGAUAUUCCUAAGUGAAAAUUCAACAUGAAAAUGAUGAGUGUCGUUUAACUAAUGUCUGUCCAUCUGAAGGCAAGGCAUUUACUUGUAACUCACAGCUUAUGCCAUAUUGAAGCUGUUAAAAAUACAUUUCUGUGCUUUUUUUGUGUGAAGUAUUUCUCAAUGGGUCAAGAAACUGAAGUUACAGUACGCUGUCUAAUUGAGGAGCAGUUUGUACUUGACCAAAGCUAGAAAACUUUGUGAACCAGUUGCAUAGGAGAGCUUGAGCCCUACUCUCACAAUAUUUGUGUUCUUUAGCCAUUCAACUGCAAAUCAAAGCAGAGAGAUAUGAUCUAUUUUAAAUGUAUAAGAGAAUGCAAAAUACUAAGAAAAGAAGAAGAAGAGUUAUUUAUUCAAAUUUAUAUCAGAAGCUCAUGUUGUGAGCUUGUGUUGUUAUGUCAUUACAUUUGUGAUUUUUCUUUUAGCUUUCAUUGAGUCUUGUAUUGGUGCUAUAUAAAUAGAAGAACCUGAUGGGUUAUUUCUGCCGUCAAGCUUUGUGUACAUUUUAAACCAUUAAUUUAUUAGGCUACGUUCUGAAUAUUUGUUGGACUUUUUACUGUGAAGCUUUCAGAUUUACUGAUAUUCAGAGCACCAUUAAAUGUACUGAGUUGUAUAUUGCUGAUUGAAAUGUACUGAGUUGUAUAUUGCUGAUUGAUUUUUCAGUGUCAGUGGGGGGUAAUUAAAAUUGAUCAAAUGAAUUUUAAACUGCAUUUUAUUUUUAUGUUAUGUGAGUUUUGACACUAUUCCCAUGGUAUUAAUUAAGUAUUCCAAUUAUAAGAACUAAAGGUGAGCAGGUGAGUAGUAUUUGCUAGAAAAAUAUGUAUGCAUUAUUUAAAAUGCAUUGCAUACUAUUUACAUGGGAAGAUGAAAAAAAAUUUUCUUUUAGUUUGCACAAUACAAUUUACUUUUGCUCACUUAGCUUAGUUCUAUAAAAAACAUUAUUACGGUGUAAACUAGAUGCCCUAAAAUGACUUUUCAUGUUGCUAGACAACCAAGAAACAGUUGUGGAUCAUGUGAUUAAUAUUAACAGCAGUUAUUUAGCUACUACGGUGUUUUUAUUUGAUAUAUAUAUAAAUUAUUAUAUCAUCACUUGCUCAGGAUUAUAUCAUUAUGAUUUAGUUGGUUGUUUAAAUUUUGUACAUCAAAUUGAGGACUGUACAUUGCAACUAAUGAACUCUGCUUAUUUCUUUCAAUCGGCUUCAGAAUAAAAUAAAAUUAUAUUUUAUUCCCAGAUAUUAAGAAUGUUCACUAUAAGAAAUUAAAACUAUUUAAAUCUAGAAGUGCCAAGGUAUAAAAUGGUAUUAAUCAUGUCACUUAAG